GUAGUAAUACUUAUGAUGAUUUCCGGGCACAUGUGGAACCAUAUUCGUGGUCCUCCAUACGUGUAUUAUCAAAACUCGCAAGUUAGUUACAUCGCACAUGGCUUCUCCAGCCAAUUUGGUAUUGAAAGUCAGCUUAUAGCUAUAAUGU
Molecule: messenger RNA, 148 nt
Organism: Racocetra persica
Lineage: Eukaryota; Fungi; Glomeromycota; Glomeromycetes; Diversisporales; Gigasporaceae
Source: the annotation of a GenBank genome assembly